Molecule: messenger RNA, 1104 nt
Organism: Xyrauchen texanus (razorback sucker)
Lineage: Eukaryota; Metazoa; Chordata; Actinopteri; Cypriniformes; Catostomidae
Product: paraneoplastic antigen Ma1 homolog
Exons: 1
Coding region: 1-1104 (367 amino acids)
Source: RefSeq, a predicted model, not a curated record
AUGGCUUGUUUGCAGACCCCUUUCUCAGUCCCUGACUUGAAAAGUUGGUGUCGAGGUGAAGGUAUUGAUCCAGAUUAUGCCAUCAUUGUGAGUAGAAUUCCAGAAGAGACAGAUGUUUCUAAAAUUGAAGACACUAUGCAUUCCAUCAAAGCCCUUGGAAGAGUCAGGGUAAGAGGACGGAUGUAUAGCCAGGAAUCUCAGUCUCUGAUAGUGCUAUGUGAAUGUCGUGAGAAGGUGCAUGGAAGGAGACUCCCUCUUGAUGUAUUGCCUGUUGAUGGAUCAGACCCAUGGAUCCUGAGUGCUGACAGAAUGGAGGGUAAUGUUUUAGAUGUUGAAAGGGAAAGUUUUGUUGCGCCUGAUGAAUCAGAGCUAAGAGAAGAACAUCAAGAGUCAAGUUUACCUAACUUGUUAAAUGCUUCUACGCCUGAGUCUAUCAUCAGGGCGGUGGGUGAAUUGCUAGCUAAAACCACCAAAAUCUCAAGUGAUAGCAGUUCCUUCAGACGGCUGAGGACCUUUUCGGGUAUCACUCCCAUUCCAGCUGGAGAAGAUAAUUUAGAGAAUUGGAUGGAACAAGCAAUGCUCAUGGUUGAGGAAAGUGAUCGUUCCGAAAAAGAAAAGAAGUUAAGGAUUAUGGAGAGUUUGCGUGGACCAGCCUUGGAGAUCAUCCAAGCGGUAAGGUUUACCAAUGCUGAAGCAUCUCCAAAAGAGUACUUAACAGCCAUAGAGAGUGCUUUUGGAAGCUCAGAGUCUGGUGAAGAUCUGUAUUUCAAGUUCAGAGCAGUACGGCAACGUCAAGGAGAAUGCUUGUCGGAUUUUCUGAGAAGACUUGAGAAAAUCUUGAUCAGAGUUGUACAAAGAGGAGGGUUACCUGCCCAGUCUGCUGGAAAAGCACGUCUGGAGCAACUCCUUAGAGGAGCAACCCAGUCUGACAUCAUGCUGCUUCAGUUACGGCUAAGGGAACGAAAGCGUAACCCACCUGAUUUCCUAGAUCUGCUACAUGAGAUUCGGGAAGAGGAGGUACGAGAAACUGAAAGACGAAAGUCUAAUCCAACAGUUCGUCAAGUGCAGGUUGGAAGCGAGAAUAUCAAAGAUCCAUUCUUUUAA